Thermochaetoides thermophila DSM 1495 is the source of this 645-nucleotide messenger RNA. RefSeq lists its product as uncharacterized. NCBI's taxonomy places the organism in Eukaryota, Fungi, Ascomycota, Sordariomycetes, Sordariales, Chaetomiaceae. The record is from RefSeq and is a predicted model, not a curated record. The transcript is spliced from 3 exons. The coding region runs from base 1 to 645 and encodes 214 amino acids.
AUGGCGCUCAUAUCCGCCCGCACAAUCAUCACCUCCCUCUCUCUCUUCCACCUCACACUGGCCUUCUUCUUUCUCACCAACCCGGCUGCUGUGUCCGACCAGGCAGUGGUGUACCUAUUAGGCGAAAGCAUGGGCCUGCCCCAUUCCCGCUCAUUCGACGCCCAGUCCCCCUCCCUCGCCUUCCUAGCCGUCAUCCUCGGGCUCUUCGGCCUAUGCGACCUCGUCACGCUCUCUCUCCCCGACGAGAUCUGCAUUGUCCAUCACUGGGGUGUACAAGCACCCCUCCGCCUAACAAUCUCCCUCCUCCUCUCAGCCUACUCCUUCUUCCUCUCCCCGUCCUCCCCCUUCUUCUACACCUCGCCCAAGGACUUCCCCCCGUACACCUCCGACACCCGCGCGCCGUUCGCCCAUCCCUCGGUUCACCAUGCGACACACAACCCGGCGUAUAUCCCCUCUGGAUGGGGCGGCGAUGCGCUGAAGAAUAGGGUAUUUUUCACGUUUAUGUUUGUGGAGACUAUGGGCUGGUUCUGGGCGCUGGUUACGUUGCGGGAGGAGCAGAGGGAGAUUUUGGAGAAGAAGGAGCGGCAGAGGCAGAGAAGACGGAGUAGUGGCUCGGGGAGUGGGUUUGGGAAUUUUGCACGGUAG